This is a messenger RNA of Podospora pseudopauciseta, 180 nucleotides long. RefSeq lists its product as uncharacterized. The coding region runs from base 1 to 180 and encodes 59 amino acids. The transcript has 3 exons. The record is from RefSeq and is a predicted model, not a curated record. NCBI's taxonomy places the organism in Eukaryota, Fungi, Ascomycota, Sordariomycetes, Sordariales, Podosporaceae.
AUGAAGCUCCCGAGCAAAUGCAGCUUGGGGGUGGCAGCUGCAGAGCAGCCCACUUUGGGCGAAAUCCUUCUGGAAGCAACAUAUCACGGCCAGCGUCUUCAAUUUUCCCUCUCCAAUCUCUCCAAAAUCGACUGCGGGACUGGGCCGCCCGACCAUGUCAUUAUCCGACCCAUUACUUGA